This is a messenger RNA of Tripterygium wilfordii, 1414 nucleotides long. Its product is annotated as PTI1-like tyrosine-protein kinase At3g15890. Gene Ontology annotation, cellular component: plasma membrane. Gene Ontology annotation, molecular function: protein kinase activity; ATP binding. Gene Ontology annotation, biological process: protein phosphorylation. Bases 132 to 1313 code for a protein of 393 amino acids. The record is from RefSeq and is a predicted model, not a curated record. The transcript has 4 exons. NCBI's taxonomy places the organism in Eukaryota, Viridiplantae, Streptophyta, Magnoliopsida, Celastrales, Celastraceae.
AGGUCGGUUAGCAACAAAAAAAAUGUCACAAUCCAUGCUCAUUAUAUUCAUGUUUAAUUUGAGACAUCAAACUCCAUUGUCCAAGCUCAAAAUCAUGAAUUUGGAGCCAUCCCACUAGUGCAAGAAAAACUAUGGGAUCAUCAAUGAGCUUCUGUUGUUCAGAAAACCCAGAUGAAAGGAUGAACUCAAUUUCUGCAAUGGGUGGCAACACCAACUCAUGGAGAAUCUUUACAUACAAAGAACUACAUACAGCUACCAAUGGUUUCACUGAGGAUAACAAGCUUGGUGAAGGUGGGUUUGGGAGUGUCUAUUGGGGAAAAACCAGUGAUGGUCUUCAGAUAGCAGUGAAGAAAUUGAAAGCAAUGAAUUCAAAGGCGGAGAUGGAAUUUGCCCUGGAGGUUGAAGUUCUUGGUAGGGUGAGGCACAAGAAUCUUUUAGGGCUUCGGGGGUAUUGUGUUGGGAGUGAUCAGAGGUUGAUUGUGUAUGAUUACAUGCCUAAUCUUAGCUUGCUUUCCCAUCUUCAUGGUCAAUUAGCCGACGAUGUUCGAUUAGAUUGGAAAAAGAGAAUGAAAGUUGCAAUUGGCUCUGCAGAAGGGAUUUUGUACUUGCAUCACGACGUGACACCCCACAUCAUUCAUAGGGACAUAAAGGCAAGCAAUGUGCUUCUGGAUUCGGAUUUUGAGCCACUGGUUGCAGAUUUUGGAUUCGCUAAAUUAAUCCCUGAAGGCGUAAGCCACAUGACUACUCGUAUCAAGGGCACGUUGGGUUACUUAGCGCCGGAAUAUGCUAUGUGGGGGAAGGUUUCCUGGAGUUGCGAUGUUUACAGUUUUGGGAUUUUACUGUUAGAGAUCCUAACUGGAAGAAAGCCUAUAGAAAAGUUACCUGGUGGUCUUAAGAGGACUAUAACUGAAUGGGCAGAGCCCUUGAUUUUACAAGGCAGAUUCAAGGAACUUGUUGAUCCAAAACUUCGAGGGGAUUUCGAUGAAGACCAGUUGAAACAAGGCAUCAAUGUUGCAGCCUUGUGUGUGCAAAGCGAGUCUGAGAAGCGACCAAACAUGAAAGAAGUGGUUAAUAUGCUUAAAGGGUACGAUCCAAGAGGUAAAGAAAUGGAUUUGAGGAUUAGAAGUGUUAAAUAUAAGGAAGAACUGCUGGCACUUGACCAACCCAGCGACGACGACGACGAUGAUGAUGUUGACGAUUAUACUGGUGUUCCUGAUGAGAGUGAAUAUGGUAUUUUCAGUGCUCUUGAGGUGCAAAAAAUGCAGGAUACUUACAAGCACUACGGAGACAAGAAAGUCGAGAAACAUGUGUGAGAACUUUGAUUUACACUCUUUGAUUGUCGAUAUGGAAUGAUGAGAUUGAUUUCCUAAAACUUCUUGUUUCCAUACUUAUACUUGUUUUUGAUUUAUAGUCA